This is a messenger RNA of Pyricularia pennisetigena, 156 nucleotides long. RefSeq lists its product as uncharacterized. The transcript has a single exon. The record is from RefSeq and is a predicted model, not a curated record. NCBI's taxonomy places the organism in Eukaryota, Fungi, Ascomycota, Sordariomycetes, Magnaporthales, Pyriculariaceae. Bases 1 to 156 code for a protein of 51 amino acids.
AUGCACGUUUGGCAGUGCUUUGGUGGUCAGGGCCACCUCUGCAAGGGAGAAGAGCUGUUGACUGGACUGCCGGAGCACCUUUCCGGAGUUUGCAGGCAUGUUGGCCGCGUCGCCCGGUCGAGCCUAGCCCAGGCUUCUCCAACAGUCCGGGGAUAG